CUCUCUUUCUCUCUGGUAUCACUUCUCCCAUUCACCACCCCCAGCCCACUUCUCAAUCCUUCUCUCCUGCUAAAACUGAAACCAAACUCUCCAGUCCAAGACAGAGAGUCCCGGCGACCAGUCUCCACACAAUGGUGAAGCUCGCCACGGCUCGAGAGAGCCGGAUGUACGGGCCCCACCCGGUGCGCAACCGGUGGGAGUACAUCAACGCUGGCCUGUACGUCUUCGCCGCCAUCCUCCUCGUCUUUGGGUUCGUGGCCCAGCUCCCCCGGAGUGGUGAAGUUGAUGAGUUUGGUCUCGUGGUUAUCCUCAUCGGGUUGGUGCUGGUGGUGGCGGUGAACGUUCACGACCUCGUUGCCCACUUGGCCGGCAUUGACUACCGCUUCGAGCUCAUGGGUUUCGAUGUCCAAUUGGGCCUCGUCGAGUUUGCAGUGCCACUGGUUCAGACGAUAGGAUCCAUCCUUGUCUUUAUUGCGAUUCUUUUCCUCUUAAUCCAGGAAGUUAGAGGAUACAAUUAUCGUUUAGAAAAGCAUGCUCUCAACAUGCUGAUGGCCGGGCCAUUGCUAUGGGUGCUCGGUUCGAUCCACAAUGCCUGCCAGGUUUAUGAACGAUCUGAUAGCCACACCCAGAUUCUGCAAUCAGGCGUUCAUGUACCAUUCCUGAUGGGAAGCUUCUUAUUCUUGUUGGGUGGCAUUUUCAAUCGCCACGACAUCUUUGGCUCGAUGCAUCACAGCAUCAAGUUAAUGGCAAAGAGCUGGAUUUGGUUGAGCAUAUUUGGGAGCUUGCUAUUCCUGAUUGGAGGAAUACUGAAUGUGGUGAAGGUGUUCAAGAUGCAGCAAGCUGAUGGGCUGAGGCUGGAGAAGCUCCGAGGAGGGGCGCAGGAGAGACUUGUUAGGGACAGAGAAGGUAGGGUCCCCCUGAUAUUGGAGGACGAUAGGAGGCGGCGGCAGGUGGAGGAAGUGAGAGCCACCGAGCCGGUUCCCAGAGCCUGAGCACCCAUAACUUUGGUAUAAUUUCUCAUAUGCUGGCUAGCCCUUGCUUCCCUACCACUAAGCUCUCAUAGCUUAAGAUUUGGGUUGGCGAGGUGAUGGAAUUUGCCUGCAUGAGAUGGCCUAGUCUUUCAUACGUUCCUAAUGCAAAGUUUGAGGAUUAUGCCUUUCUUCAUUCCUAUGUGUGAAUGUUACAAAUUAUAUGAGUACCUUGCUUUGAUUUGUAUAAAGCCUAUUAGAUAUUAUAUUAGAUUACUUUAGAUUGUAAGAAUAUGUUGCUGUAACUUAGUUUGUAAGAAAAAACUCUGUUGUCAUGUUCAAGAGAAAGAGAUGCUUGUUAUGGACUCUGAAA
Molecule: messenger RNA, 1341 nt
Organism: Elaeis guineensis (African oil palm)
Lineage: Eukaryota; Viridiplantae; Streptophyta; Magnoliopsida; Arecales; Arecaceae
Source: RefSeq, a predicted model, not a curated record